Messenger RNA from Hansenula anomala, 1602 nucleotides. RefSeq lists its product as uncharacterized. The transcript has a single exon. The coding region runs from base 1 to 1602 and encodes 533 amino acids. Gene Ontology annotation, molecular function: transmembrane transporter activity. Lineage: Eukaryota; Fungi; Ascomycota; Saccharomycetes; Phaffomycetales; Wickerhamomycetaceae. The record is from RefSeq and is a predicted model, not a curated record. Gene Ontology annotation, biological process: transmembrane transport. Gene Ontology annotation, cellular component: membrane.
AUGUCAAGUAAAGAUCCAGAGAAAACCCCACAAUCAAUAAAUUUACUUGAUCAAGAUGAAGGUGAACAAUCAAGUUUAUCAACUGAUUCAAAUUAUUCAUACAAUUUCUUCAAAUCUCAAAAGGGAGAUUUAUCAAAAUUUGACACAUCAGAUGUAGCACUUCGUGCAAAGAUAAAUCUAAUCAAUAAUGCCCUUGAUGAAAUUGGAUUCACAUGGUAUCAUUUUAAAUUAUUUUGUUUGAAUGGGAUGGGGUAUGCAGUUGAUUCUCAAUUAACUUUAAUCCAAGGUUCUGUUCAGACUUAUGUCCGUUAUCAAUAUCGUCAGCCUUAUCCUUCAGAUACUCAUGCUCUUUAUGCUGGACUUUUAGUUGGUGCUGUAUUUUGGGGGUUUGGUGCUGAUUUAAUCGGACGUAAAAUUGCUUUCAAUUCUUCAUUGUUGAUUAGUGCAAUCUUUGCAAUUUUAACUGGUGUUAUGGGGAAUUAUGGAACUUAUUGUUUAUUCUUGGGAUUAUCAGCAGCUGCAUCUGGUGGGAAUUUAGUCUUGGAUACUACAGUGUUUUUGGAGUUUUUACCAAGUAAGGAUCAAUGGUUAGUUACAUUGAUGGCUUCAUGGUGGUCAAUUGGUCAAGUUGUUGCAGUUUUGAUCACUUGGGGGUUCUUCAGUCAGGAUAAAUAUGUUUGUAGCGGUUAUGAUGAUUGUCCAGAAGCAAAGAAUAUGGGUUGGAGAUAUGUCUGGAUUGUUAAUGGUGCUAUUGUUUUGAUUAUUGCAAUUUUGAGAUUAACAGUUAUCAAAUUGGAAGAAACUCCUAAAUUUUUGGUUUGUAAUAGAAGGGAUGAAGAAGCUGUUGAAUGUUUACAAAGAAUUGCAACAAAGUAUAAUAAACCAUGUUCUUUAACUAUAGAGGAUUUGAAAGCUUGUGGUGAGAUUACAUCAAAUGAAAACUUUUUAGAGAACUCUUCAUUGAAAUCAACUUAUAGAUUAACUGUUAAACACUUAAAGAGUUUAUUCGCAAACAGAAUCAUGACCAUAUCUUCAACUUUGAUAGCUGUCUCAUGGGCCUUGUUGGGUAUUGCAUAUCCUUUAUACACAAAUUUCUUGCCAAUUUAUUUGGCUACUAGAGGUGCUGAAACAUCUGCAUCAACAGUUGGUGGUGUUUAUCGUGAUUCUGUGAUUUCCAAUGUUGCAUCAACAGCUGGUGGUUUAAUCGGUGGUGGACUUUUAUAUUUCUUCCCAUCUAUAGGAAGAAAAGGUGUUAUGGUUUUCGGUGGUGUCUCUAGUAUGGCUUUAUUCUUUGGUUAUACAGCUGUUCGUACUAGAGCUCAGAAUGUGGGUUUAUCAUCUGCUGUUUAUACCUCCAUUUUCAUAUAUUAUUCUUGUCUAUAUGCCUACACCCCAGAAGUCAUGCCAUCUGCCAGUAGAGGUACUGGUAAUGCCCUUUGUGUUGCAUUGACGAGGUUCACAGGUUGUUUUGUUCCAUUGAUUGCAUAUUUUGCAAAUACUAGUUCGGCUUUACCUGUUUGGAUCUGUGGUGCUUGUGUUGGUGUUAUAGGGAUAUGUGCCCUAUUCUUUCCUUUCGAACCAUCGAAGCAAAGAGUUGCAUGA